AUGAAGUAUCUUAAGCGCUGCGUCAAGUGGUUUGGAGCUGAUAACAGGAUGAAAUUUCAAAUGCUCGUCCUCGCCUCGUUUCUAGUGGUGGAGGGUCAUCUGUCGGAACACAGCUGGGAACACCUCGAGACGGAUAAGAACUUCACGUGUCCUCUGAACGAAGAGAUCCGGCCGUGCGUCUGUUCCGCACUGUCGGCAGUUCCGGCCAUCCACUGCGAUAACAUCCGCAGCAUCAAGACUGUGAAGGAAGCUCUCGGGACUGUGUUCACCCACAAGGUCAUACCUUUCCUCAAAAUCCAACAUGCUCGUUUCGUCAGUUUGCCUUGCAGAGCUUUCGCGGGGAUCAACAUGACGAGGAUGCAGAUCAAGGAUUCCAAUCUACGCUACGUGGAAGCGGAGGCCUUCGCUGGCCUGGAAGAACUCAAAAUCCUCAUCCUGCACAACGUGAAACUGCUCAACUUCCCGUCGGAAUCUCUGAACAGGUUGUCGUCUCUCACGACGCUUUUCCUUCCCAGCAACAGUCUGCUGAGCGUGAACGACCGGGAUCUGCACGUCACCGGUGGUCUCAAAUACCUGUCCCUCGCGCAAAACCAACUCACCCACGUGGCUCAUGGGUCUUUCCCGAUGAGUUUAGUCACGCUCUCGCUGUCGGACAACCGAAUUCUGCGACUGGACCGAUCCAUCAGGAACUUGGUGAACUUGGAGUGGCUUUCCCUGGACAACAACCGACUCGUGGGAGUGAGAGGUGAGUUGAACGGACUGGUGAAUUUGCUUCAUCUGAACCUGGCCUAUAACCGAAUCUCCAGCUUGGGCCAGUCCUUGAAAAAUUUAAACCAACUAGAAACUAUAGAUCUGCAGCACAACAAUAUCCGAGAGAUUGGCACUUCGUUUCACAGCUUGGGUAAGCUGAAAAAGCUGAACCUGUCCAUGAAUCGUCUGCUUCGUUUGAACUACGGAGAAUUUUAUGGUUUGCUGAGCAUCGAAAGAUUGGAUCUGUCAGGGAACAAGCUGUCCAAACUAAAUGGAGCUUUGAGACACCUCUCAGGCUUGAUAACUCUAGACCUCGCCGACAAUGAAUUUCAAAUUUUUUCCUUUUGGGAAAUUGAUACUCUUUCUCAUCUAAAAGUGUUAGACCUCAGUAAUAACCACUUGGUUUACCUGAGUUCCGAUCCGGAUUUAAUCACCCUCCCUUCUACAAGUCUUCUCUUCCAGAGAAAUGAACUGGUGGAUUUCGAAAUAGAAUAA
Uloborus diversus is the source of this 1245-nucleotide messenger RNA. RefSeq names its product leucine-rich repeat protein SHOC-2-like. Bases 1 to 1245 code for a protein of 414 amino acids. Lineage: Eukaryota; Metazoa; Arthropoda; Arachnida; Araneae; Uloboridae. Gene Ontology annotation, cellular component: extracellular matrix. The record is from RefSeq and is a predicted model, not a curated record. The transcript has 2 exons. Gene Ontology annotation, molecular function: protein binding.